Molecule: messenger RNA, 1570 nt
Organism: Dreissena polymorpha
Lineage: Eukaryota; Metazoa; Mollusca; Bivalvia; Myida; Dreissenidae
Product: adhesion G-protein coupled receptor D1-like
Exons: 18
Coding region: 120-1517 (465 amino acids)
Biological process (GO): adenylate cyclase-activating G protein-coupled receptor signaling pathway; cell surface receptor signaling pathway; negative regulation of angiogenesis
Cellular component (GO): membrane
Molecular function (GO): G protein-coupled receptor activity
Source: RefSeq, a predicted model, not a curated record
AACAUUACAGAUGUUACAAACAAUCAAGUUCAGAAAUUCUUACAAACAACGAGUAACAUAUUAGAUGCCAGCAACACUGACUCCUGGAAGUCUAUCGAACAAAACAAUAAUAAUCAGUGAUGCAUGUUAGUCGAAUAGAGAAACAUACUCCUAAUAUACUGUUUCCUGAAGAGAAUCCAGGAGAUUUCAAGACUGUGUAUUUACCUAAAUCAUCAUUGGAAAACGCGUCGUCAUUUUCAGUAGUGGUUUACAAGAAUUUAUCUGGGAUUCUCUCCUCUAACACAGUAGAUAAUACAAGUGAUGCAAAGUCGGUGAUCUCGUCAGAAGUGAUAUCGGUCAAUCUUGAUAACUGGCAAAGUAAUCCAAAUUUCAAUAUAUCAUUAACAUUGGCAUAUUUUCAGACAAAAUCGGGCCAACCAAAAUGCACAUUUUGGAACAUGAGCAGGUCAGCCUGGGAUACCAAUGGAUGUACUCUCGCAAUACAACGAAGUAAUUCCUCCAUGUGUGUUUGCAAUCAUCUCACGAACUUUGCUAUUCUGAUGAGUCCUUGGACUGAGAACGUGGAUACCACGGCUUUGGAUGUGAUCUCGAUUGUAGGAUGCAGCAUUUCAAUGCUUGGGUUGAUCAUCACAGUUGUUGUACAUUUUCAUCUAUGGAGAUAUGUGAGGUCGGAUCGCGUGGUUAUCCUCAUGAAUUUGUCGAUUGCGCUUAUCUCAUCAUACGCAGUUUUCAUAGGCGGGGUUGAUCGAACAGAGAAUAAGGCUCUGUGUACAGCUAUUGCGGUUCUAUUGCAAUACAUCUAUUUGGUUGUGUUCUUUCUGAUGUUGGCGGAGGGAAUAGAUAUCGGAAUAACCGUACUUUAUGUCUUUGUGACGAAGUCCAGAUUGAAGUGGAUUCUUCCUGCAGCAUGGGCAUUGCCAGCAGUCAUCGUUGGAGUUUCCAUGGGAGCCACAAAGCUUGAGGGAUAUGGAAACACCAAGUUUUGCUGGCUGUCUAUGGAAGGCGGUUUGAUUUGGGCAUUUGUUGCACCUGCGAUGCUAAUUAUUUUGGUCAACUUUGUUGUGCUGAUUCUUGUUAUCAGGACGAUGUUUCGUUCUAAAACAUUAUCAGAAAAGUCCAGAUCAGAGCGAUCAAAAGCCGGCGUUCGGUGUCUGUGCGUGCUGCUUCCGCUUAUGGGUUGUACGUGGGUGAUUGGUCUCCUCUACGUGAACGAGAGCAUGGCCUGGGUCCAGUACGUGUUUGCAGUGUGCAACAGCUUGCAGGGACUGGUGAUAUUUGUCUUCCAUUGUGUGCUAAAUGUACAGAUUCGAAAUGCUUUACUGCGACGGAAACACCGUAAGCAGAGCAAAUCGUUUAUUUCAACAAACAGCGCAUCAUUUGUCUCAACACGUGUCACGGAGGAGCCUUUUGCUUUGCCAAAGAUUAAUCUUUCAACUGCAAAACGUACACCUAGAGGCAGCUUACAUUCAGCUGAUGAUGCCACAGGGACAGGGAGAGUUUCAAACUGUAUUGUCUAGUCCAUGACAUGUACAAUAUAAUAAUACAUAAAAUAACACAAUUAACAAACAUG